AUAGAUCGGUACGAUAAAGUUCUCGGGCGGCCCUUCCGUCCAGCGUUUUUUAUCAUGUCUGCCGUAAUUUUAUCAUGACCUGGUGCCUUUCCAUUAACUUGUAACUAUAGUAGCAACGCAUUUUUAUUUUCCUGAGAUUUAUGUUUGUUGUUCUAUUUUGUCUUAUCACUAAGAUAGGUACUACAUAAAAUGUCACAGUCAUCGAUAAACUAUAUUUUAAUUCUGAUAUUUUCGCGUAUAAUUUCAGUAUUAUUUCAAAAAUAAUUCGACAAUGUAUUCUAAAAUCACUGCAAUUUUUAGUUUGUUAGUAUUUUGUAGUGUAAGUUAUGUGAACCCCCUGAAGAUUUUAGGGGUGUUUCCCUACGCAGGCCCUAGUCAUUACUUUUUAGGAAAUGAACUCCUAAAAGGUAUGGCUGCAGCGGGUCAUGAUGUUACCAUGAUUACAGUCUUCGAGGAUAAGAAUCCUCCCAAGAAGGGGACGUAUCGGCAGCUCAUAUUACAGGAAGUGCUACAAUUGCAAUAUGAUAUGUUCGCAAAUAUGUCAAAACUCAGCGGUGGGGACUCUUUUUCGGCAAAAGGUCCUUUUGGUAUGCUCUCCGUUUUCAGUAUGAUUGGUUUAGCUAUAACAGAAGGAACAUUAUCCCAUCCUACAGUACAGGCAUUAAUAAAGUCAGACGAAAAGUUUGAUGUCAUGAUACUCACCCAAUUUGCAGUAGAAGGAACAAAAGCAUUAGCUGCCCAUUUUGGCGCUCAUUUAGUGCUGUUUAAUGAUAAUGCUGCAACGUGCUGGGUAAACCAUUUUGUAGGAAACUCAGGUUUACCUUCGUUGAAUCCUGAACUAGUUUUUGAUUAUCCGCAAUUGAUGAAUUUUAAACAGAGAUUGACUAACACUUUGUACACGAUGGCCGCAUAUUUGUACCAUAAUUACGUACAAUAUCCAGCUCAUGCUGAGCUAAUAAAGAAAUACGUAUCAAAAGAUAUGGACUUGACCAAAAUUCAAUAUAAUGUCUCCUUGGUACUCUCAAACUCACAUCCAAGUUUAAACAAUCCAGCAGCCUCAGUUCCAAAUAUGAAAGAAAUAGCAGGGUACCACGUCAAGGAACCCAAACCAUUGCCUGCCGAUCUUAAAAAGUAUUUGGAUGAAUCCAAGAAUGGAGUCAUUUAUUUCAGUAUGGGUUCUACCAUUCUAAGCAGUAGUUUGCCAAAAGAAAAAAGAGAGAGCAUCUUGAAAGCUUUUUCUAAAAGAAAAGAAAACGUUUUGUGGAAAUUUGAAGAUGAAAACUUGCCAGGAAAACCUAAGAAUGUGAGAAUUGAAAAAUGGCUGCCGCAAUCGGAUUUAUUAGCUCAUCCAAAUGUUAAACUUUUUAUUACCCACGGAGGCUUUUUAAGCACUAUCGAAACUAUGUACCACGGAAUACCAACUGUAUCAGUGCCUGUUAUUAACGAUCAGAAAACUAAUGCCAGACAAGCUGAAAAAAAUGGUAUCUCUAUUGUUGUAGACUAUAAUACACUUACAGAAGAACAACUUUCUGAAGCUAUAGAAGAAAUUCUUUCGAAUCCAAGAUAUCGCGAAAAUGCAAAAGCCCGCUCCAAAAUCUUCCACGAUAGACCACUAAAACCCAUGGAAGAAGCAGUUUACUGGGUAGAAUACAUCACAAGACAUAAUGGUGCUAAACAUCUCAGAGUUGGAUAUGUGGAUUUAGCCUGGUACCAAUAUUACCUACUGGACGUGUUUGGAUUUAUAUUUGGAGCUUUAUUCUUGGCUUUGUAUGUAAUAAGGAGGGCACUUUGUUCUCUAUACUGUUUAGUUUCUGGAGGAACCGCUAAAAAAGUUAAAAUACAAUAAAAUUGUUUUACAAUAAUUUAUUAAUAAAAAAUAUCACAAGGAAGAAA
Molecule: messenger RNA, 1893 nt
Organism: Diabrotica virgifera virgifera (western corn rootworm)
Lineage: Eukaryota; Metazoa; Arthropoda; Insecta; Coleoptera; Chrysomelidae
Product: UDP-glycosyltransferase UGT5
Exons: 4
Coding region: 272-1846 (524 amino acids)
Molecular function (GO): UDP-glycosyltransferase activity
Source: RefSeq, a predicted model, not a curated record